Messenger RNA from Gymnodraco acuticeps, 757 nucleotides. It is a transcript of the gene txnl4b, whose product is annotated as thioredoxin-like 4B. The transcript has 3 exons. Gene Ontology annotation, cellular component: U4/U6 x U5 tri-snRNP complex; spliceosomal complex; U5 snRNP. The record is from RefSeq and is a predicted model, not a curated record. Lineage: Eukaryota; Metazoa; Chordata; Actinopteri; Perciformes; Bathydraconidae. Gene Ontology annotation, biological process: mRNA splicing, via spliceosome. Bases 55 to 504 code for a protein of 149 amino acids.
ACGUAAUUUCCUCUUUUCGGCAGAGCAGGGAUAGCUAGCCUUUAAGCCUUGAAAAUGAGUUUGUUUUUGCCUAAAUUAACUUGCAAAAAAGACAUUGAUGAAGUUAUUAAAGGGGUAGCAGAAAAAGUCGUAGUACUGAGGUUCGGCAGAGAUGAGGACUCGAUUUGCCUCCAUAUUGACGAGAUUCUGUCAAAAACUGCCCAUGACCUGAGUAACAUGGCGUCCGUCUACAUCGUGGAUGUGGAUAAAGUGCCUAUCUACACAAGAUACUUUGACAUCAGUUACAUCCCCUCCACUGUUUUCUUUUUCAACGGACAGCACAUGAAAGUGGAUUAUGGCUCCCCAGAUCACACCAAGUUUAUUGGCAGCUUCAAGACCAAACACGAUUUCAUGGAUCUGAUAGAGGUCAUUUACAGAGGAGCCAUGCGUGGGAAGAUGAUUGUCCAGAGUCCCAUAGAUCCUCAAAAUAUUCCCAAAUUUGAUCUCCUUUACCAUGGGAUUUAAAAUCAACACCUCCACCUCGUGGCCUUAUCCUCAAACAGAUUUCACUGAGUGGCUUUGACCACGUCUGACUGAUGUACUGAAUGGCUUUUCUGAAUGGAAGUUCGAUGAUAAAGCGUCUGAUGUUCAUUUUCAUAUAGAAUUGGAUUUCCAAAAUACACUGCUGUUUACUCCUUGUCCUUUUGCUGUGUUUAAAUGUUCCUUGUUGAGUUUUUGACUACUGUUUACAAUAUAAAACUAAAUAUAUAUUUUCUUA